ACCCUGCAGCCCCUAACAUGCACCUGUAGUUCCGGGUCUGUGCUGACAUCUUGUGGCGGUGAGGAGGUACAGCAGCCGUUCUUGUAUCUACUCAGUCAGAUAUUCAGGUAGUAAUUACUGUAGCCAUGUGGACACAUUGUAUAUACCUCUUAGUGGAGUUAAAGGAAAACCGUAAAGUCACCCUUUGUAUAUGUAUCCGCCAUAUGUGUGAGCAGUCUGAGAUGUGACCUGCUGCAUAUGGACAUGUGUGUUGCGUCACUCCUCCAGCAGAGGUCGCCCUACAGUCUGCUCGCUUUGACUUUCUCCCGACAAUUAACAGCACAGAGGCUAAUUUGCUCAGUUAGACCAGAGGGGUGUUUGACUUUAAAUCUGUGACCCAGCUGCGUCCUUAUCUUUAUAUUUGUGGCUACUUGUCUCUUGAGCCCACUCAAAUGUCUGUCACGCACGCGGAGCAGGUCAGUGCGAGGCAGUUUACCGCCAACAGCUAAAUGUCAAACCUUUGGCAAAGUGUGCGCGCCUCCCUGCGCCACUCGGUGAUGAUGGGUGGACCGAGCGGAGCGGAGGAGCGAUAGGGCGCAUUUCUUAAUUUCCCUUCAACGCCGCGUCCCCGUCUCCCCCCCUCCAGCCCUGGACACCACGACGAGACCGCGGGACCGCUGUGUUUCCCGUUCACGCACGAGGAUUGAUCCAAUGUAUUAUUUACGACCGAAACUUCAGCAACUUAUCCACUGGAUAUGGCUCCCGGUGUGAGGAGUGGGCGGACAGGUCACCCCAAAGUGGUGGGAGCCGGCGGAGCGGAGCCCGGUGGGUGCUCGCCGCGGAGGACCGAUGCCGGAGGAGAGGGGAGGUGUUUGAGGACCAGGUGGCGAGUCGGAGCAGCGGGGAUGCUUGCGAACUGUCUGCUGUCUGUGGGGACGCUUUUACUUCUUGUCCGGUGCGCUUUGGCCGCAGAGGAAAAAUCUUCCUAUGAUGCCUCCGGCUCCUCGUCGUUACCAAGCGACCCCGCAGUCACAGCUGCUCCUGCUCAUCCAUUGGCCGACCUGUCGGUGGCGGGGGAGGUGCCUUUCUCAGUCGUCCAUUCAGAUGGGGUCUCAGAGUCUGAGGGGGAAGGUUUAUCAGGGCAGCCUGCCUUUUCUUCUGUCUUAACCGUCAUGGCAGGAACUGUCAAACAUCCAGUGACUCUGGAUCGAAGUAGAACCUCGCCAACCAUCACCAGGGACGAGACCCACACCACCCAAUGGCCUUCACAUAGUUCCAGCCAGGGCUCAGAGAUGUCCUCCUCAUCGUCGUCUGCGGGAGACAGGAUCUCCCCCGCCAGCUCAGAGGCAGGGACGGACGAGUUAACCGCUGGAACAUCCAGAGCAGAUGCGCUCACUUUCCCCAAAGAAAAAGCGGCCAGUCUAGCCCCCUCUCAGUCAGCCAGAAUUACCCUUUCUGCUGGGCCCACCGAGAGGACAUCUCAGGUAUCACCUCUGCCCCCUGGACAGGACACCCCAACAGACUCUGUCCAGCUUCCCACCACAACUGUAGCUCCAACCACCACAAUCAUGCCUUCCCUAAGAUUCUCCACUGCAACCACACCGUCAGCCGCCACCACCACUACGACUACGACACAGCCCGCGCCUGUGACCAGGAGAACAACCACCACCACGACCGUCAGGAUUCAAACCAACAGGAGAACGUUCACACCACCUGUCCCCAGAACGAGCCCUCCCAGGGGGGCCACCACCAUCUUUAUUUCUCCUUUUACCACCACCACAGAGGCUCCACCGCAGCAGUGCAACAUCACGGAGAGAUUGUGGGUGAAAACAGUUGUUUCCAUCUAUGUGAGAAGAAACAGGCUGGACAGCAUUCAGAGGCAGAACCUGCGAAGGGGACUAAGUCAGGGCCUCCGCAAAGCUCUGAAUGAUACAUCCGCCCAAGCACAGGUGGAGACAGUAUUCGGUUCCCCCAACAUGACAGUGGCUUAUCACGUGACUGGAGGGGACAUGGUUUACCCUCCCUCUGUAGUGCUGGAAGGCUUGGACUCCUAUGGCCGUGAUAAGCUGAUUUCAGACCUGCGACAGUACCUCCCCAUGGUAACAGCCCUGCCCAUCCCAGUUGCAUUAUGGAGAUCCAGCCCAGCCACUGGCUUCCAGCUGAAAACAGUGCUGCAGUUUGUGGGACCAGGCGAUGAUCCUCGGUCCUGUCGCUUCUCUCAAAUGAUGGAGCAGAGGCUUGAGAGGGUGUUUUCUGAGGCGCAGGUCAAAGUGCUCAACACCAACAGCAGGCUCUCUGUUCAGAUGCUGAGUGUCUCCCAGGCAGCAGGCUCUCCUGCUGUGUCAUUGGUCUACACUGUGAGGAAUGGGACUGUCUUCCUUAAUGGCACCACUGCCUCAAACCUCCUUGGUCAGCUGUCAGCUGAGCUGGUGGGCUACUUCCUCUUCUAUCCGCCACUUGUCAUUGCUGAGCCACUGGAGUAUCACAAUCUGAACACCUCCGUUGCUACAAGAGAAUUCUGGGUUAUUACAGUGAUCCAGGAUGUGGAUAACGUCAGCCUGGAGGGACAGUACCAAAGCUUUGCCAGUCUAAUGGAGCAGCGGCUGGCAGAGCUGUUUGUGUUGGCAGGGCAGCAGGGCACUCGUUUCAGACGAGCCACUGCUGUAGGCAGCUACACUGUCCAGAUGGUGAGCAUCCGUAGGGUGUCAGGGUCGAAGAAUCCCGCAGAGAUGACCUACUACAUCCAGCACAAUGGCGUUCCUUUAUCGGGCACGUCAGCUGCCAAGCUCCUGAACACAGUGGAUUCUCAGACCAUGGCGCUCACUCUGGGCUAUUUUGUCCAGCUGCAAGCAGAACCUGUGGUCAAGAACCCUCCUAAUAACCUUUGGAUCAUCGCCGCAGUGCUGGCCCCCAUUGCCGUAGUAACACUCAUUAUCAUCAUCAUCACAGCUGUGCUGUGCAGGAAGAAUAAAAAUGACUUUAAAGCUGAUGCCAUCGGCAACCUCAAUCCCCGAGCUAAGAUGGCAUAUCGGAGAGAUGUGGGCUAUUAUCACCAGCCGGUCCAGGGAUUUGACUAUGCCAAGCAGCACCUGGGCCAACAGGGAGGAGAUGAAGAGACCCUGCCUGCCAGUCAGGAUACACUCGUGAUGUCUCUACAAAUUCGGGACACGCCACUUUCCCUUGAAAAAGCCCUGCAGCAGGACGGGACUGCCAACAAGAAAAGCCUCACCUCAGACAAACACAAGAGCAAGUUGCCGAGUGAGGACGGUUCCGUCAUCAGCAACGAAUCAGAGAAGCUGAAUUCCGGCAGGGGCUUGACAGUGCUGAAAGUCACAGCGCAGCAGAAACUGACAAAGGAGGAGACGCGCAAGAGGGACGAUCCAUAUGACACCUCCUCUGGCUCCCUGCAGCUCAUUUCAAUAAAGCCCAUGGUGGCUCAGCCCCACUACACACACCCUGCAUCCUCUGACCGCAGCCAGGACUCCGCCAUAGUCAAUGGAGAGGUGAACUUGGCCCUGAAGCAGAAGUCAGACAUCGAGCACUACAGGAACAAGCUGAGACUGAAGGCUAAGAGGAAGGGCUAUUAUGACUUCCCCUCCACAGACGGCAGCAGCAGCGGUCGAGCCGUGGUGCAGAGACAGCGGCACGGCCAUGAGAGGGCAGCCGGUGAGCAUGGCAGACCACUGGAGCCUGAUGAUGAGCGAGGUUCCACUUAUGUCAAGUCUCACAGGAGGCACUCACAGGUCGGGCAGACGGCCUAUCGCAGCAGACAGAGCCUGAGCAGUCCCAGUCCUGGAGGAACAGAGAUGGACCUGCUUGUUAUGAGGGAGAGGCCCAGGAGAGGCAUCCGCAACAGUGGCUAUGAUACUGAGCCUGAGUUGAUUGAGGAGACAAAUGUUGACCGUCUAAUGGGGCCGAGGGGGUACAUGUACGGCCGGGGCUUGAAAGGCCACUCAGAGACAUCCACUCUGAGCUCACAGCCGUCCAUUGAUGAAGUGCGACAGCAGAUGCACCUGCUGCUGGAGGAGGCAUUCAGCCUGGCUUCAGGGGGGCAGUCCACAUCCGGAAGGCACUCCCAUCACCACCACCCCCCUCCUGACCACUACAACAACGCACCGCCUCCCCUCCCCUACGCAGACGUGGUGACCAGUGCCCCGGGUACAAUGAGUUGUGGACGGGGAGGCCUGCAGUGGGUACCAUCUUAUGGCGCAGAAAUGUAUCAAUGCAGCCUGCCUAAACCGGCCUUUCGCUUCACCCAGCUUCCUGAGAUGGCCAUGGGUUCUCCUCCCCCUUUACCGCCUCGCACUGGACCUCCUCCUGGGACCUCCUUAAGACGUUCCACUUCUGACUUGGGGCCUAAGGGAAGGAGCUCAGAGACAUCUGUCACUGAAAUGCAGAGUCAACAUGACAACAACCCAUACGGGCCAACAGUUAGAGCGGCACUUCCAUCUAUCACUGCAGAGCAGCCUGUGUCCAACUACUCAGGAAACCCAAUAACAGCCGUCUACGCCAUCCCAGCCACCAGGCCCGGCUACUCAGAAUACUUUGUCUCCACACCACCCACCUCCUACCACAGUCCGUCCUGGAUGUCCUAUCCACCUGAACCCGAGGAUGUGCCACCACAGUGGGCAGACUCUGUGCCCCUGCCUGGGUAUGUAGAGGCUUUUCCUCAUCCUCGCUACCCACAGGGGAGCCCCACCAGGCUGCCCCUGCAAUACAACCAGGCACUGGAGCAGCCGCCCACUGCCCCUAGCACAGCCUCCCAGCAAAGCCUGCCCCAGGUGGUGAAGGACAUGGACAGCAUGCCCCUGAGCAGCCUCUCCACCUCUGCACUCGUGCAGGCUAUCCGUCAGGAGGUGGCCAAGUUGGCGAAGAAGCAGAAUGACGUGUUUGAGUUCUAGUUUGGAUCCUUGUGUGUGCGGGAGGUGGUUAACCGUGCGUUGUUCUUCAACAGAGGCACACGAAGGUGGUGCUGCUUCAGACUGAUUUUUGAUGUUUGUACUGUACAAUGGACUUUACCCACUGAUUACCCACUGAUUGAUUUCUUUUCACACACCAUUGGUGUUUUGCAGCUCCUGACUCAAAGAAACAGAAAAGAUUGGGUUUGGUUUUUUUUUAGAAAAUAAUUCCAUCCUCUAUUGAUGAUGUCCCAAGUAACUACAUGCAUCUCUCUCUGUAGAUAUGUCAAUAGGAUACGCUAAAUAUUGAAACUAUAAUUUUUCCCCGGAUUAGACAUUUUUUCGUCAAUUAGCAUCAAUCGAGAAGAGAGAAAAAGUAAAAUUGUUGUCUGUACUGAGAGGACCAAAAACUUUGAGUCCAAUGGUAAAAGUAUAAACCACAGUGUAUAUGAGCAUGUACAGUAUUAGGGAAUCAUGUAUCUUAUCUCCUUUUAUAGACCAUUAGUUUCAACAAGACCUACUGCAUCAGUAUCGGUUCAUUUAAGCAUCCAUAUCAAAUCAAACUACCACUUUAUUUCAUUUGAGGUCUUUCAGUUUAUUUUCACAUCACAUACCAACACCAUGAAAGUAACAAGAAACACUGACUGGCCUUGGUUGUCUAAUGAUUUGUAGAGAUUUAAAGUAGCUCCCGUUAUUUAACAAAUUGACUAAAUACAGUACAUACGUAUCUGCCUUUUUAGUUGAACAUGAUGAUGUAACAUAUAGAUGGAAACAUUUGCCUUUUACUAUCUUAAAUAGAAGGAAGCAUUUAUCCUUAUUUGUUUGAGUGUGCAUAAGUUUAUACACUUGUGACUGAGUGAAUACUCACAAACUUUAACUUAACAUGUUUAUUCUUUUCUUACAGACAACCCCACACAGAAAAGUUAAAUGAUAUUUGCACAGAGUAGCAGUUUUAUAGCCAGCCCAGUGGCUUAAGAUGAUGCGCAGAUGAUUCAGUGCACAUACAACCCCAAGACCUUUGUCACUAAACAACUGUCUUUGCUGCUGGAAGUAGUGCCGCCGUUUCUUGUGAUGUUAAACUACAAACAAGGUGAAUCUAUUGUUUGUUUACCGGCCUUAAGACAUCUUAAUGGUCUCAAUGGGUGCAUUUCAUGAAUGAAAUACAAAGUUCAUGUAAACUAUUGACCUAAUGAGAGGUCCUACAUCAGUACUCCUGUUCUAAGAAGUUUUAAGUGCACAAACCUUUGUGUAACGUUGUGAAUGUCUGCCUGAGCGUCGACUCAGAUUGAGUGUACAGUACAGUUUCGUAAGCGCCGUGUUCAGUGUGGAGCCCUGGAAUCAUCCAGUUUGUAAGGUGCAAAAGGGCGUGUAUGCUGAGGUAGACAUUUACAUUAAAAAGCAAAUUCCAUUAUCGCGAAUUUGCUGCUUCUUUACAUUAGUCGUCGAUCUCAAUAAUGUUUUAAGUCAUCCACACAGAUCAUGAGCUUUCACCUACCAAGUGACAAUAUAACAAUCAUAAAUCUCAACAUGUAAGAAGAAAUUAGAUUAAAUAAAAGACAUUGUUAAAAGCCAAUAAUUAAGGAUUAGGACCCAGACACCAGACAUGAUUCAAAGUACAAAGUUACAGUUAGGUCCAUAAUUAUUUGGACAAUGAUACAGUUGUCGUCAUUUUGGCUCUG
Epinephelus lanceolatus (giant grouper) is the source of this 6556-nucleotide messenger RNA. Its product is annotated as KIAA1549-like b. The record is from RefSeq and is a predicted model, not a curated record. Lineage: Eukaryota; Metazoa; Chordata; Actinopteri; Perciformes; Serranidae.